CUCCGGGGAACAUGAAGUUUGAUGUUUAGGGUGUCAUCAAGCUGUGGUCAUAUUGCUUUUUUUUUAUCAAUAUGAUCUCACAAGGCUCUUGAGGUGUCUUGCCAGAGGGGCGACCUCAGGAGCUUGCCAUUGCGUGCCGUGUCGUCAAGCCCUUCAUCCUUCGAGGACUCCUGAUGACAUGGCAGGUUCCUGGUGUUCAUACGACUACACGGUAGUCCUUUACCUCAUCACUUGAGUGACUCAUGACUGUACCACUUGGACGUUGUUCUUUUUCUGUUAGGAGGUUAGCGAGAGUAAUCAUAUGAGACUUCACUGAAUUCACAUACCUUCCACUUCUCCAGCUCAUCUUGUUUGGUCUUGUACUGCUUGACCAAGUCGUCCAAUACCUUCUUCAACCCCUCCGCGUUUGUUUGCAACGCAGGGAUCACAUCCUUGACGGUCCGUUCCACCAGCACUCCGUUGAUCAUGCGAAAGCACUUGCGAUCCUCUGGGAGUGGUUGCAAAGUUUCGAGAACAAGUCUAUAUUCAGGGUGUUGGAUAUUAGUGACUAAGCGGUGAGGACAUCGUUUGAAGCGGUGUGGUGAUGUGACGCAGGUCCUGAAAUAGGUCGCCAGAGAAAAAGUUCUCACUUGUGUUCUUCAGCUUCUUGCUCGACAUCACCGAUUUUCUGCGCAAUUUGCUGCAGGGUGUUCUUGUAAGUGCUGUACUGAACUUGGAGGUCUGGCAGGAGUUGAGUCAGUUGCCAUUCUUAGCUUAUGGUAGAUUCAAGGCCUGAACUUGCCUUGUUGCCUCUUGGCUGGAGCUGCUUGUGUCGCCAUGAUGAAGUCGGGAUCUGAAUAUCACAGCUUCGGAGCCAAAGUUUUGAUAUUGGAUGCGGUUGAGAAGUCGAGACAGGUGAUUGGGAGAUCAACUGCCCUAUGAGAUCCAUGCAAUUGAUCCUGGAGCCUGGGGCCGCUUGAACUCCAAGGCAGAUCCACUGACAAAUGGCCCGAGCUUUCAAACCUUGAAUUGAUUUAGAAAGACAUCCAGAAAUCGACGCUGGCUUCUCAACUACAUCGUACAAGCACACUUCAUUGGCGCAAACGAAGGACUAUUACAGCACAAACAACAUUCACAAUGCAUCCUCUUCUCCAUACCAAAGACAACGUCGCGUGCAAAGACUUGAUGAUCGCACUCGAACAAUGCCAUAUGCGGGGCUUCCUUUGGAAAUCCAUGGGCAUGUGCAAUGAUGCCAAGGAGGAGCUCUCUGCCUGCCUGAGGGCAGAACGGUGGAAGACUCAGAGCUUCAACCGAAGUGGUGUUGCCGACAAAAAGGACAAGAUUCGGCAAGCCUGGAAGGACGUCGACGAAAACUCAUAAACUCUACAGCAAAUCGACCCUCGAACCGAAUGGCAAUCACAGGCUCCCGACCGUCGAUUUGAGAACAAGAACUGCGGCACCCACCAGCCCCAGCUCCGGAGGGAACACAUCGCAUCACAAGCGUUAGAGAUACGGACCAUUGUGCGAUACGAACAACACUUGCGGUCUGUAUAACAUGGCUAUAGAAGGACACUCUCCACACAAGAAAUUGGGUUGUACAUAAGGUUAUUCUUGUUAUUUUUGGCACGCCUUUCCGACUACCCCUUUUCAACCCCCUUUUUACAAAGUGUGACGGAACGCGUCACCGAAAGUAAUCAAGCCGUAUGUCGCAAAGAGCGACAACAUGACGGGAACGGGCUUCCGGAGUCUGAUCGCACGAGGAAUCGAAGCGCCGCCGAGGACGACGGAAGCUAGGAGAGCGAGCUCCAAGCCCAAGGGCUGGCCGUUCUGGAGGCGGUAACCACCAAGACCAUCUGGGCAUUACGGCGUCAGCAACCGGCUGCCUUGCCAGGCUGAAGAAACAAUCAACUUACACAAAAGACCGACAGCAGUGCCCGCGGCAACGCUAGGGACAGAUUUCGUCUUGACGUAUCCGAUGGUGCCGCCGACAGCUGUCAAAGCCGAGAGAACGUAGGCGGGAAACUCGAGACCCUACCGACCCAGUCAACAAAUGCGCAAGGCGGCAGAUUAUUCCACACUAUCUCCGUACCAUCUUUUGUGAGUUUUGGAUGAUGUAUUUGUUGUGACUGGUGC
Podospora pseudocomata is the source of this 2112-nucleotide messenger RNA. RefSeq lists its product as uncharacterized. Lineage: Eukaryota; Fungi; Ascomycota; Sordariomycetes; Sordariales; Podosporaceae. The transcript is spliced from 2 exons. Bases 1117 to 1359 code for a protein of 80 amino acids. The record is from RefSeq and is a predicted model, not a curated record. Gene Ontology annotation, cellular component: mitochondrion.